This is a messenger RNA of Dermacentor silvarum, 20248 nucleotides long. RefSeq lists its product as uncharacterized. NCBI's taxonomy places the organism in Eukaryota, Metazoa, Arthropoda, Arachnida, Ixodida, Ixodidae. The transcript has 17 exons. Gene Ontology annotation, molecular function: protein binding. Bases 198 to 5141 code for a protein of 1647 amino acids. The record is from RefSeq and is a predicted model, not a curated record.
UACACAAUGUCUCAAGCUGCACCAGCGCUGAUCAUAAGAUAGAAUGUAUCAAAGCACAAUUUUCACCCGGUAACCAACAUAUUAUGAAGCAGCUGGUCAGGUGCCUGUGGUCCAUUUAGCCAGGCCUAUUUAUUUUCAGGCAAAGGAGGGCUAUGGUCAAACGUUGCAGUGGGUGAGGUGCCCGCUGCGAUGUUCGCAUGGCGGGGGGAAGCCCAGCCUGGAGUCCCUUGCACCCGAGCCCGGGCUUCCUGCUCAAGUGCGGCAAGGAGCACGAGAAACUCAAGCUCCGCAUCCGUUCGCAGCUGCAGAGCCACAUGCUGAGUCUGUUUGAAGACGGACUCUUCUCGGAUGUGACCAUCGAGUCAUCACCAGGUGACUCCUCCGAGGGGCUGGUGCUGAAAGCGCACAAGGCAGUUCUUCUGGUGAGGGUACCUGCCUUUUGGAAGCUUCUUGUCGAGAAGUGUGCAGUCUCCGGCAAAGGCACAAAUGAGUUCAUUGUGCCUCUUGACAAGGACUUGUUGCGGGACUUCCUCAGGAGUGUCUACUCCGAUGACGACAUUAGAAAAAAAGAACAUGACAUCCUUCGAGCCCUGUGCACUCGGGAUGGCUCUCCGUCCACUGACGAUGAAGGUGGUGACGAAGACUUUCAGGACAUGACUGGCGAGACAAAUACUGACGAAGGAACUCAAGGAACAGCCGAGAACAGUGCACCUAGUGGGCCAGGCAGAGACAUUGAUGGCGCACUUAGUGGUUCAUUGGGUCAAAUGGGUGCUGAGGACUCAUUGGAGAACUUCCGUGCAUGCUUUGUAAAUGACAGUGAUGCCAGCUGCACGGAUAACCAUGCUCCAACAACUAGCAAUUUGGAAGAGCCCUUGGACAGCCUAUGUGACAACAGCCAAGUGUAUGACGAAAGUCAGGCUUGCGAUGAUGUGUCUGAGAACCGAGACGAGUGUUCUGUCAGCAUGAGCAGCAGCAUGGUGCGGAGUGGUACAUUUGACCUGCAGAGCCAGAUGCCACUCGAAGUGGCCAUUGAAAAAUGGAAUGGGGAUGAGACUGCAGCUCUGAUUGGUACUCGGGAGUGUGAGGAGCAGCGGGCGAAUGCAGAACCAAAAGCUGUGGAUGACCAUAAGACAGGUGCAAAAGUGUGUGUAGAGCAAGAUGGAAAGUCUCUGGCUCCGAUGCCGGCAUUUUUCUUGCAUGAGAAAUCGCCUGCUCCUAUGCCAGUAUCGUACCAAUGCCUUCCCAGGACACCCAAGGUUGCCGGGCAGUUGGGGGAAAGGGAGGGUUCAGCCGGUGCCUUUGGAAUGAAUGAUUCAGGCUUUCUCUCCCAGAACACAUCAGUUACUGAGGCGGUGGCUUAUGACAGCCUCAAUGACACAAGGAAAGCACCCUUGCAGAGUGCCACAGAACACGGUGAAAGUAGGGCCAACCAAGGACGCCAUUCAUCUGGCGCACUGUUCCCCUUCUACAUUGACAUGAAUAAGGCAAGAGCAGAAGAAAAGCAAUCUCAACAACAGAGAGAGCCCUCAAACCAGGGUUCCUCAUUAUAUAUGUACAUAGACGCCAAUGGAGACACUAGUGCUAGCCAGGUGCAAAAGAGGUCACCAUCAAGCAAGUCCAAGGCAGAUGGCGAUUCAUCAAAGCGGCCACAGUCCUGUUACAUGUAUGUUGACUUCAACACAGUUCACCAUGAAGAAUCUCAACCUGAUGAGAGGUCAUCCUCGCGCACGAUGCCACGAACCUUGUCUCUUUCCAUGUUCAUUGACAUCAAUGAUGACCACAGUGAGAGUGUAGUCUGUGCCCAAAAGGCAUACAGUAACUACCAGGGAAACCCAGCAAAAGAUGGCGAGAAUUCUGUGGAGGGGCAGCGAAGCAUUGUUGAGCACCGCAUGUGGGAACACUUCGAGCGCGAGGAGAUACUGGUCGUGUCGGAGGAGAUCCCUGCAGCUCCACAGCCCACUAGGCCUUGCCCCGCUGUCAGCGGCAACGUGUCUUCUCCGAGGCGGGCUGCAACUGACUAUAUGAUGGUCGAGCCUUCUGAUGUCUGCUUGCUCCCAAUGAGCCCGAUUCUCCGGCGCAAGGCAAAGCCAGAGCCUGUAAAGCCAGCACCUAGGACUUUGCCUGUAAAGUCGUCUAUACGGCCCCAAGAUGUUGAUGCCAUGACCUUUCGCAGGCCUGAGCCAUGUGGCGGGGAGGACAGCGAUUCCCUAGAGCAUGAGAGUGACAGGGAAGCUGAUGUGCCAAAAAAGAAUUCACUGCCAAAAGAGGAGGAGCUCGCAGCAGCAGCAAUGGUCAAAGGAAGUGACAGUAGAUCAGACCCAUCAACGUCGCUUGCUAAAAAACCAGAACCUGAUGUUCCUGUGGUCAAGGCUCAAACAAGUGCAGUCCAAGAAUCUCCUGCUAUCACUUCCAGGGAAUCGAUAAGCAGGCCCCCCUUUUCGCCUGGAGAUGGUGACGAUGAUUCAGAGACUGUCUACUCGGAGGUGUCUGAAGUGAGUUGCCUGUCGAGCAUCGACAAGAGAAUGCAGGAGUCAGGCUGCAGCCCAGAGAGGCUGGGUGCUUGCUCCAAGCUGGGAGAUGACCUACUCAGGAUGUUUAUUGGCCAGGUGGAGACAGAUGUCACAAUUCGUGUGGAAGGCAAGGACAUCGGUGCACACAGGUUUAUCCUGGCAUCACGUUCUGACUACUUCUCGCUCAUCUUCAGGAAGGAAUUUGCAGCUGAGGAGAGUGAGACAAUCAGCAUGGACGGGUUCACGCACGGUGCAGUAGUGUUUGCUCUUCACCACCUGUAUGGCGGCACAGCUAGCCCUCCACGAGAGGUGCACGUCUCGGAGCUGGCACUACUGGCUGAAGUGCUUGGCGUUGACAGCUUGCGACGGGUGGUGCUGUCUCAUGUGCGCACCUACUACUGCCACUUCUUCCACAAGCCUUGCAGUCAGUGCAUAGCGGGUGUGGCCGAAUGCCUGCAGAUGGCACCGUGCUGCAGUGGGCUACGGGAGUUGCAGACACGCGCUGUACAGUGGGUAGGGCGCCACUAUGUUCGUGUCUGGCCUCAUCGGGCCUUUGCUACUGUUCCCGAACACUGGCAGCAGCAGUGCUAUGCCGCCACACUACAGGCACUGACGGCGGAGACAGCUGUUGACAUGGCCCUGAAUUGUGAGCGGCUGUCUGUGACCUUGCCACGGGUGCGGUGGGCCGAGUCGGCAUUGUCCCUGGCCAACCGCCUGUUGCAUGACUGUGUUGGCCUCAUGUCGCGGGAGUUUGACCAAGUGCUUCAGAGCAAGGGCUUUCUUGAUCUUGGAAAGGGCCAGAGCUGGAACAUCACUGCUCUUGAGGACGCGUUGCUGGCAGCAGUAGAAGGACUGACCCCUGAUGCAGCCUGUCUGUCGUGUAUUGUCCUCGCGCGGCUGCUGCCUGAAGAUGACAGCCAACAAGCGCAGUGGACGCAGAACUUCACCGACUUGCUGCGCAAGAUUCAGCGGCAGUGUGAACGGUUCCUGAUCCACAAUGCCAAUCGUGUGGUUCACUGCCAGAGCUGGUCGUCCCUUUCCCCACAACUUCAAAAGAAGAUCAGGGAUGCUGCAGUCAUUGUGUUUGAGUUUGAGAAGCCCAUUGCUCCACCACCAAGGCUGUCCAGCUUACGACGACCUCGGCGCAAGUCUGCAGGAGGUACAGGGACUACAGGUACUGGUGGUGAUGCCUCAAAGGAUAGUGCAUCACCUUCACCUGCUCGGAGGCCACGAUCACUUGCCCGGGGUGUCUCUUCUUCCUCACCCAAGACAUCGGGCAGUGACUCAUCCGAGUUGCAUGGGCCAACCCCACUUUCAGCAGCGGCAGCUUCUCGACCCAUUGCUCUUACCAGGAGGUCAACUGCUGGCAGCACAGGUGGUCAGGGGGUGUCCAGCCAAUCAGAUGGCAAGCGCACUACAGUGUCACCAGUUGACUCAAAAGCUGCUGUUACGGGUGCCAUGUCUGAAAGCCUAGAGAGCUACCGGGAGUCUUCAUCUGACUCUGGAAAGGAACAGGUGCGGUCGGCCCCAAGAAUAGAGAAGAAGAUGGCAAUAGGUGCUCGAAAUGCCAGAGCUCGAAUCACCAGAGGUGCUCGCUCUUCUCCCAAUGUGCCGAGAGACCUCGGUGCAAGGCCGAAGUCGGUGGCAACGUGGGCUGCCCCUCUAGCUCAGAGCGCCCCAAAUAAUGGUGGUAUUGCAGGUGAAAGAGGCAGCGAUGUUGGUUCAAGCUCGCCUAUUCCCUUGACAGUGUGGGCCAACCCGCAGUCACGGCCACCAACGCAGUACUUCCAGAGCCUGAGGCAGGUCCAGUCCAAAGUCGACUCGGGUCGACCUGUUCAUCGCUGUUCAGGACAGGUUGUGCGCGUGCCUCCAUUCACCAUCAAGAGUGACAUGCCACCUGCCACUGCUGCCAUAGAUGGUGGCACUGCAGCAGCAGAAGUGGUGAGACCAUCUGACCAGCAGCACAGCGUUCAACGGGGAAGUACCCUGGGCAUUGCCAGCAACAAUAACAAUCUUGUAGGCAAUGGUGGUGCAGAUGGAGAGGAGGAAGAAGACGCGUGUGACAACUCAUCAGCAGCAACAGGUGAACCCUCGCCUGAUGCCUCACCAGACUUCGUGGCUGAGAUUGAUGCAGAGUCCAACCUUGUCAGCCACUGCCUUCAGGAGGCAGAGCUGCUGGAACGUGAGCUCUCGCGGAAGCUUCGCAAGCAGAAACGGGGCACGGAUCCAGAUGUCGUCCCCUACACAAGGCCACCUGCGCUACGAGGUGGCGCUACAGCGUCUGCUUCCGGAGCAGCCUCUGGGAACCUUCCACACCGACGCCGUGCUGCUUCCACUUCUGAGACAAGAGUGAAGUCUAGCGGCGGUCCAUUGACUGCACACUCAAGAGCUGCAUCGCUGCAUGGCCCACUGCCUCCGUCUGCGAGGAGCCCGUCGUCUGCUUCGGCAGCAAGAUCUACGCACAUGACUAGGUCUCAUGGCACAGGGGGUGCCACAAUGGUUGUAAGGAUUCCUGGAGUCUCUGCUCCUGCAAUGCACCUUCAUGGCAGAGCAGUCUCUGGGUCAGAUUCAAGGCCACCACAGAGAGUGUCUGGCAUCGCUGUGUCCACAAAGCCAAGCAUUCGCCGGUGAUGACACUGAAAAGUUGCGUUUUAACAAAAAAUUUGUUCACAUAGUAUCCUUGGCUCAAAUGAUGUGUGCCAGGACUGUAUUCACCAUCUUCAAGCAACUACAGUGCAGCCGCAAGCUUGAAAAAAUUACGUGAAGGCUAUUUUGAUGCAAAGUUAGCCAGAAGUAUCUUACAGCGUGUUCACUCAACUGCAAAUGCUUUCUUUGCAUGAGAAUGUUGCACUGCUGAGGUCGUGGUUGAGGGUUUGAUCCUGGCCGCGGCGGCCGUAUUUUGAUGAGGACAAAAUACGAAAAUGCUCGUGUACUUAGGUUUAGGUGCACAUUACAGAAUCCCAGGUGGUCAAAAUUAAUCCGGAGUCUCUCGCUGGCCUGCCUUAUAAUCAGAUUGUGGUUUUUGCAUGAAAGAACCCAGAAUAUAAUUUAAUUUUACAUCGGAGCUCUGAGGAGGUUUAAUUUCUCAUGGCAUGACCUUGCAGACUAUAAUUGAGAGGUACACUGAGGUAGCCACACAAAGAAGUACCGUAAAAAUCCGUGUAUAAUACGAAGUUUUUUCUAAAUUUUACCAUGUAAAAUUUCUGCCUCGUAUUAUAUGCGGAUCCCAAAGUUUUCAGCGUAAAAUUUGCAGUUUCGGGUUCGUUUUUUCUCACUGCUAUCAUGAUCAAGACUUAGCGGAGUAUGCGUCAUCUUGCGGUGGCGUCGGUAGGCUGCUGCUGCUUUCAACAGGCGCCAUUUUGACCACGCUAAGAAUCGGCACGUUCGCUAGUCUAUCCCGCACGAUGUCGGGACCGCGAAAGUAGUAACCAGCUGCCUUUAAAAGGAAAGUUAUUUUAGCUGCUGAGGCCAUAUAAAUUGCGCCGCAGGGCGGUACUUCGACGUCACCGGGGGUAAAGCCCCUAUAUAUAACAAGUAGCGCCAUUCUUAGAUCUUGCCACCACCGCGCUCACCCCGGCAUUUCCUUCUCGCCGCCUCCAGUCGCCCCAGCCUCCUCCGCUCCCCCAUUGGCCAAUCCGUGUCACGUGGAAGCACGCGUGGCGCUUUUCUAUAUCCCCUUCAGUCACGGCGUACACAUUUGUGUACGCGACUUAUUUUCGCAAUUUCUCUGCAGUGGUGUCAAGGAAUAGAUCGCGAACAUUAAGCUUAUAGUAACUUGAAAAUUCCGCUUACCUAACGCACCUCCAUUUUAUUUCUGAGUGCAAUGUGUCAUUAUAGACGACCGCUUUGGUGAAGGCACUACCGUGUUUGACGGGCUGUUCGACGUGAAGCGGUUUGGUAGCAGCUGUGAAAUAACUUUUCCUUUCUAGUAAUGCUUGCAGCGAAUAAUUAAAUUGUGUAUGUAAUUCGAGCGGUUUACUAAAUUUAUUUUAUGAAGAAACGUAGUAUGACUGACUGAUCACUAAGCAGAUAUUCGAUAACUCUAUAAUUAUAAUGAGUCAUCAUAAUAUGCACAAGGAGUCCUUCCACUACCUAGAUUUGCUUUCAAUGGAGCAUGCAGUACCUUGGCAUAAAUAUUUGUAAAUUUCAUACAUUUAUCGAAAGUCUAUUAUAAUUCGUGACAAGGGGAUAUUUUUUCUUUCCAGCACGCUCUGACCGCCAUUCUCGGGCCUGUGCGACGAAAGUGAUGUACGCACAAACUGGUCAAACGGGUUAGGGACAAGAACUUCGUUGUGAUGGCAUGCUGCUGCGCAUUAAGUUACCGCAGGCGACAAGGCCAGGGCAAAAGGCUUUUUUGUUUACCAUCCGGCGAGCGCAAAUGCUUGCUGCACACUUGGUAUUUGCGCCGUCUCGCAUCGUUGCGUUGCUACUUCCAAAGAGGCAUCAUUAAGGCCAGUUACUGACUGACGAAGCAAAAUCGCGCCUUAAAAACUGCUCUGCAGGGCGCGAUUGAAGUUUUCCACGGAUUUCCUCUGGUAGCGCAGAUUUCCUCUGCUCUGCCAUGGCAGGCCCGAUGUAGGCGGCGCCACUGUCGCGCCUCGAUCGCGCGGGCCGUGCCGAGCGCGACAGCGGAACGGAGGAGGAGGGAAGUGGUUGGCGCUACUUUUUAUAUAUAGGGGCUUUAACCGGGGGCAGCGUUCACAGCUGGGAUGACAUCCCAGUUGCAAAGUUGCAACGGCGGCAGAUAAGCGCAUUUGGCCUUAGCAACGCCGUCGCUUCGGUGGCAGUGGCUCCCCUCGCCAUCCCUCUCAACUCCCUCGUAGCUCCCCCCACCUUCGACUGGCUCCGCGCGCGUCCGCUGCCGCUCCCGUCGACGUGGCGCCAACGUAGCCCUUUCCCUGAAGUUUCGUUUUCUGCUGUUGUCGGGAAGUUGGCCGAGACGUCGGCUCGUACAAGCGUGUUCCGGCGCGACGGUGAAACGGCGACCUUGCUAUUUGAGAGUAAAAUUGCCGCCGCGCUUUUUUUUCGUUUUCUUUUUCUCCGUGUGGCGUUGAGGGGUCUAUCCUAAGCUUUUGCUCUAUGACGGUGGCGGAGUAAUGUCGGUCGGAGGCGCCGCCGCGUGAUUUGGAGCGCUGCUGAGGGCAUUGUCGGUGCGCCGUAUGUUUGAAUUAACCGUCGCAAAUGCUUUUGCGUUCGAAUUACCGGGCGUUUUCGCCCAUAGCAAUACACAUAACUUUGACGGGACCACAGCGUCAGUUCGAAUUAAGCAUGUUCGAGUUAACGAGAUUAGAUUAUCAAUGCUUUCUGUGGGUUUUCCUCGCUCGCAUUAUAUGCGGGUGAAAACUUUUUUUUUCGUUAUUGCUAUCCCCAAAUAACACCUCAUAUUAUAUGCAGGUCCAUAUUAUACGUGGGUUUUUACUGUAGGUAUUGUGCCCUUUAGUUCCAGAAUGCUUGUGGCAGCUUAUGUUUUAACUUUUCAAACUGAUAGUAUCCUUAGUUGCCAAGGCAGAACAGAGCAGUCUCACUGUAUGCUAGACUAGUGCAACAACAGCACUAACACGUUGCUCUCUGCUUUUUAGUCAUGAACUUCCCUGCUGUAUUAUAGCAAAGCAUGCCAAAUAUUUCAUUUUUUCAUGUGCUCUUGUCAUGAAAAAAAAGGUCAUCCACUUGAGAGCAGCACGAAGCUACAAAAAAAAAUCCUUCGCAGUUGUCUUGGUCAGGGGAUUGAACCCAGGACCAUCGCCUUUCUGGGGCAGUCGCUCUACUAUCCAAGCUAACCAGUGGCUAGCAGAUCAAAGAGCUAGGCCAAAUUAAUCGACAACUCGGAGCAAAGGUACAUUGAAACAACUUUAUGCUGCUGUCAGGUGGAUGACAAUUUUUCCCUUUCAUAAAUAGUCCUCCAUCUUUGAAGAUUUCCACACAACUAAUUUGCCAUGCUCUUGUCACGUAAUGGAACAAUAGUUGCAAGCAUUCUAAAUCUAGAUGUCGAUAAUCUUGCGAGUUUUUGGGGAACUGUUUAAUUUCAAAUUUGCUUUCGAACAUGUUUGCUCAUUGGUCAUCCUAGCAUGUAUGAGAGAGCAACGUGUAUAAGAUGUUAUUUCCUUGGCAGUUGUAUCCAAAACUGCUAAGGUAGUAAGUUAUAACUAAAUAAAUUUGCAGUUUCACUCAAAAAAUGAAGCAUUAACAGUUAUAGCAAGGUAUUAGAAUAUUACAUGAACUAAAGCUGACAGUUUCAUGGGCAGUAUAAAUUGCAGUAAACAAUGUCUUACUAACUAAACGUGUGCUGUCAAAGAAACUACGAGAGGGCAUGUCACACAGCCACGCUUCACAAGUGACCGUUCCAUGCUGUUGCUGCCUUUACCAUUUCACUGUGCCAUGCCUCCGAAACUCAACAGAUCAUGUGACCUCCAACACUUAGUGCACGGGAACGGAGCGCGCUUCAAGGCACCAGUUUUCUCACCUUAACUGCUUGCUCUCACAGAAUCGGCCUGGCACAUGUCUUUCUCUUUCCUAGCCUUCCAUUACUUCAGUUGCCCUCUGGAGCGUUGUGCUAGGUUCGCUCUGUUUAAGGUUCAAGGACAAUGUAAGUUGAGACAGCCUUCGGGUGAUGGGAAAUGGAGUGGGUGCAAUCAGUGUUGUUGUUUUUUCCCUUUUUUUUCACCACCUGAAACAGGCUGCUCGUGAACUGAACAGCACGCAUAUCUGUAGGAGUGUGCACCUGAAUAUGCGUGUGCGUGCACGCGUGCUGGAGUGUCCUUGUAAUUGCUAUCACACUAAUAUUUCUAUACAUGUGUGAGACUGCUCUAGUGCUAUUGAGGUCGCCAUUAAGUUACUAAAUUGGAGUAGGAGGUGGUAUCAGGGUACCAUUGUUUCUAGAAUGUCUGUAAAAGAACUGCAGCUUUUAGUGUAGUCCUUUCACUCAGUGAUUGCACUCAUUUAAAAAAAAAUUUCUUGUACUGUGAAAUUUACAGCAACGCAAAGAGAAGCUUGUAUAUGUGCAUAGUUGUAUGUUUGUUAAUCAACUGCGAGCAGUUGUCAGCUUACAUUUAAAUGUCUGGAUAACUUCAGGUUAAUGCACGUGUAACAUGGAUCUGAAUGGCAUGAGAAUGUGCCGUAAUCUUGACUUAAAAGACAAAUGUCCACAAACAAACCAGUGCGUUAUUGAAACCAGUAUUUACCAAGCUGUGCAAUUUCUGUUGAAAAGAGUUGUAAUUCCGAGUGUAAUGAUAAGGUGUUAAAUAGAAACUAUUGCCUCUGAUGUGGUUAAACAUAGUGUGUUGGGGGCACAUUGCUGCACAGUCACUCACUGUGCUAACAGUAGAUAACGGUCACAGGUGGAUAAUGUGCUCGUCUUAUCGCUACUCCAAUGUACAGGCGAAGUCAUAAUUAUGUAGUGUCAGAGGCAAGGAAAUGCAGCUGUGCUAAGGUGCGGCUUACUCUCUUUACAUGUGUGUUACUAAUGCGGCUGUGUGGGAGAUGUGUGUACAGCAUUUGUGCAGGCUUUUUUUCUUUUUUUCUCUUUUGUGAAGCCUAAGUAGCGUCCAUGUAAAACAAAUUAGGCUGCUUCCAGACACUAGCACCAGGGGCACUCAGGUCACCUUACGCAACUUGCACCAGUUUUGACAUAAGAUUUGACAUCAUAGUAGAUGUUUAUUUCCACUAAUUACAUGCACAACUCAAAAAUUGUGCUCAUAGUGUAAGCCGAUACUCUGUAUCAAGGUCUUUGCAGAAAUGUUUUAUCGAAACAAAAGACUGCACAAAGAGAAGGCACUAUGCCCUGCUCACCUUUUCCAUACUGGCUGUUCAUUUUUUAUAUUUCUGAAUGCUGCUGUGGAAACAGCUCUCCUUGGGACACUCACAGCAUGCCAGGCUGUGUUGGGCUGGGGCUAUCCCUUGCCCAAUGUCCAACACAUGAGGCACCACAGCAGGCAUCCAUGCCAUUUGCUUUUAGUUCUUUCCCUUUGUGUGUUUGGAGAUUUCUACACCUCCUGAUAUUGUGGGUUCCCGUUCAAGAGAGUAUAUAUUGUUCAUGUUUAGCUGAGUUUUGGUAUUUACAUAAUGUGUUAUACUUUUUCUACAUCACUGAUGAAACAAUGCUCAUGUUGGUCCAAACAGUCAUACCUGAUAUGUAUUUAUGAUAUCAUAUGUUGUUUUUGCUAGAUCUGUUUGGUACAUUUUGUAUGGGCUGUUUCCUUUGCAGCUCUUUGUAUGUCUGUGUGUGUUCUUUUAAUGACCUGCUUGAGACCAAAGAUUUUUGCACCAUCUUUAAAAUGCUGUUAACCAGUGGGAGUUGUUCCUUUGGCUGUAGUUUUUCAUGACUGAUGCCGCGCAAAAAGCAUCAAAAUGAAGGCCUUCACAAGCGUGCAUUGGUGGUCUGACACACCACCGACCAUUUCUUUUUUAUAUAAGUACUACAAUACAGUGCUGUCCACGUAUGAUACUACUUGUAGCAAUUAUCACUCAUAACACUGGGAACAUAUUGUCUGUUAGUACAUCUUAUAGUGAAGGUUUGCAAAUUCAGGCACCAGGCGUAGCAAUGCGUAAUUUGAUACUUUCUUAUGAUAUUACAAGUGGACUGCAUUGUGUUUCAGCUGCUUCCCAAAUGCCAUUCGUCUUCUCUUGUUUUUUUUCUUCAUGAGUGCAGUUAAUCAGACGGCACCUUGCUUUCCACCACUAAGGAUUGCACAUUUGUCAUAGGACCAUGUAUGUACAUGUAUUGGAUUUAUCUUUUACAGUCUCAAAAGUGCUUGCCUUCAGAUGCAAUUUUCAGCACAUUUCCUGCUCCCAUACGUCCACAGAAAAAAAUAGUUGGCCAAAACAAGCUGCAAACAAAAAUGUAAUAUAUCCCGACUGCCUAUAGUUGCACUACCCGGAAUUGACGGCUGUAUUGUGGCAACUGCAUGGCUAAGCAAAUAGGGCACAUAUUAGUACCUUUCAGCUUUAAUGCAAUGACGUUAUGGGGCUUACUACCUCCAAUCUGUGUAACAAGCUAUUUCAUAGAUAUUUUGAAAAUGCCACCACAGUGUGCAGGGGUUGACCAGAACAGAUGGUUGUCAUGCGUGCUGCUGGGCAAUUUGGUAAUUCAGGGUUUCUGAAAAUAGCUCGAGAUUUAUUACACUUGGUAGAAGAGAUCACAGAACUUAGCCUUUCAUAUUGAAAGCGAGUGGAAUUAAUGCAUUUGGGCAUGUGUCCCCCCCCCCCCCCCCACAGGUGCAAUAAUGUAUGAGGGCUACGUAGUGGAAAUAAGCAGUGACAACAUUCACUUCAAAUCUGCAAAUCCUAAUGACAUUUUAAUUUUUUUGGGUCCGUGUAUAGAGAUCCCAGCACUUCUGUUAACUGCUGCCAUGGUCCUUGUUUAGUUUUGUCCAUAGGUGUGCACCUGCCCUCGUCAGGUUUCAGAAUGCAGCCACUAUAGAAAAGGCUGGAAAUGUGCUUAGACAUGCAGCUAGCUAUUGAAGCAUGCAUUGUGCAGGCCUGCAUGCAACAUAAGCAGUGAGUGUCCCGAUUUCUGGCCUGUGCACUCAGGGCCAUGAAGUGAUUUCAAGAGAACACUUCCUUUUCUUGAAAUCCGCAUUUCAAUGACUUGUGCGAGCAGCUACACAUUGUGCAUGUAUGCAUGUUACAGGGUUUAAUUGUGUUCAGGCCCAAGGAGACUGCGCAAUAUUUUAUUUAAAGAUACUUUCUAGUGCCAUUCACAUUUGACAUUUUAGUUUAUAUAGUCGAACCUGGAUAUAUCAAACCCGCAUAUAACGAAUUAUUGCGUAUAUGGAACAGCUGCAAAAUCUCCUUUAAAAUUUCUCUAGAAUUUUUAUUUUACAUAUAAAAUUACCUAUAUAUCGAACUUUUUUGUGAUCCCCUUCAGAUUCGAUAUAUCUGGGUUCGACUGUAUUUGUCUCCCUUGCUUGGAGCAGUCAUAGAAUACAUAUUGCUUGAAUGAUGCUACAAACAUUAUAGCUGUAGGAGUUGUUCAGACUUAAACUUAGAGUAGAGUCGUAGUGGGUUUCAUUUUAUAGUAGUUGAAUUUCGUAACCAAGCUUAUGGUUAUGGCUAUAUAUGCAUGAUAUAAUUCAGUUGGUAUGCUUUUACGAUAUGCUUUCUAUAGCAUGUUUAUAUCGAUCAUACUUUUUUAUUUAUUUUUAUUAUAGUAAGACUUUACAGGUAGUGCUUGUGUAUUGGGGUUUUGCCUUUGUGUCAUGACAGUUUAUCUUUUUUCCCCGAAGAAGCUGUGCCUAUGUUUACAUGUACGAUUAUGUCUGAGGUGGAAUGCACACUAGUCUUGUACAGCAAAAAUCCAGGUGCCAUAACAAAAUGUACUGGCAGGAAAAGGAAUGCAGCAAGGAGAGAGGUAAUUGCCACAAAUUUUUAUGUAACAGCAUAAAGUUUUGCCAGUUUUCAUGCUGCUAUGUGCACAUUGCAAGUCACAGUUUGCCUGCGUGAUGAAAGUAAUGAUGUACAAUUUAUUUGGGAAUAUAAAACAUGCACAGAGUGUAGACUGCAUUUUGCAACCCUUUCUGUACGUUGAAGAAACACGUACGCAGUUGCUAUAUCACAUUGUUGUGCCAGGCGAGGAUAUUAGACCUAAAAUCUUACCUGAACAGUAAUUUGCAUUCCCCUGUGGCUUUCUGAAAUUCCCACCCAACCUUUGUUGUUGUAGGCUGAUAUAGGAGUACAAACCAGCAGCUUGCCAAUUUCUUAAUAACUAGCAUAACUUGUCGCUGGGUGAAUCACCACACUUUCUCGAUGAAAAUCAGUCUCCAGCAUCCUAGGAAUCCUAGGAAAACCUCUGGCUAUUCAAAACUCUGCCUGUACGGAAUUUUUUAGAGAAAAAAAAAUUCUUGCAGGAAGGAAUUCAUGAUGGCGUACCUUUUCAUACCCAAAACAUCUGAAAGCUUUGUUAAAACAGGUCAUGCAGCCCAUUUGAGUCUGCUUAGAUUGUGUGUGUGAUGCAAGUUGUCAUCUGUUACCAUGUAAGCUGGGUCUGUCAGCUCCAAAACACGUUUGUAGGUGCCUUUUAUUAAUUUUUUUAUUAGCUUAUGUGUUAAUGUUUGCUGCACUCAGCCAUUUAUCCUCACUGUGAAUGGCAUGGCCUAAGAGGCAAUUCAAGUUUACAUUGCUUGAUUGUGUGAUGGCUAGUCAAUCUGUGCUAUCUACUUGACUUCUAAAAACAAGCAAAAAAAAAAACACAGGUGCUUGAGUUUAUCAUAGGUGUGUAACAAAUACUCCUACCAUCUCACUAGCUAUGCAAUGUGUACGCCAUUUUUCUUAUUGCUGUUCUGGCUGCUUGCUUGAAUCUGGGCCCCAGGUGUUGUUUGCCACUGAUAAAUGUGCCUCUGAGCUGAAUAAUUAUAUGGAAAUGACCUAGCAGGUAAAAAAGAAAAACAAAGUAAGUGAGCAGUCGGAAACUGCAACCAUCUUCAUUGCACAUGGAAAAAAAUUAUCAAUGGUUGUAACUACAAAAGACUACUCCAGUCGAAAUAUUUUCUUGACUUUGCAAACAUGUUACCUUUCUGAGCAUUUCUGUCAGAAUGAGCUGGAACAUAUUUUACAGUGCUUUCAAGGACAUUGUUCUGCUGGUUUCUCUCGCGGCCUUGUAUGACAGUGGCACUAGUGGCUUUCAGGUCCUGCAAAGCUAAGUAGAGUGGGUUAUGUAUAACUUGACCCUCUUUCAAAGCAGAACUGUAUUCCAUGCACAGUGCAGAGUGUCCCUGUGUGUCUCAUUUAAUUUACUGUGUCUAACGCAGACUGCCUCCUGAGCAUUUGUGAAUAGCGAACUACCUUGGUCCUACAUUUUAACUUAAAAAGUGAAGGGGGAAAGAAGUGUAAUAUUUAGGGAAGAUGUAUGAUUGGAAUAAUGUGAUCUGAAUUGGGUAGGUUCAGAAGCUUGCCCCCUUCCUUUGUGAAUGCAUGAAACGGGAAAGGUAUGGACUAUGAACCUUUCAAUCGGCAAGGCUCUGCUGCGUUUUUUGGAUGCUCUAGCUGUGUCCUCAUUUACAUUGUCAAAGUGCUUACCCUGUAUGGUUCCAGAGAGUUAAUAGUAAUUGGAGGCUGAUAAGCUUAACGUUUCUAUGACUUUUGUAUUUAUUCUUGCAUAAACCUAGUCCUUUGGAUGCCUUAAACACCCUUCUUUAAGCAUUGCAAGAAAUACUGGUCCACAGUAUUAUGCAAUUAUAGCCUUCAUUCCAAUAUUAUUAAUAAAAUGGGCCAGUUUUCAUUUGCAGACAGCACUUUUGCACCAUGCUAGACCAUGCUAGGGUGUAUAUUGAUUUGUUGAUUUGCCUUCUUCCUUUCCAGUUGGCACCACAAUGCCUACUGAUUUACAUAUGCCCUAGUGCUAGAGCAGAUAGUCAGUGUUAUAUUUUAGAAGUGCUACACUAGGGUGAGACAGAGCAGCCUGCAUGGCACAUCUCUAAAGUUCCUGAGCUGCUUUGCAAUUGUUUGGAUUCCAUUAGAGGUCAGUGGUAUCCUUUGUAAUUGACUCAAGAUAACCGCUUCGAACAGGCGUGUAAGCUUACAAGGUUGCAAUUUUAACCAAAAAGUGCUAAAAAACAUCUGCCAGUAAAAACCUGUCGAAUCUGUGAAAACCUAAAAGAAUUUGAUGCUUUGUCUUUAAGUAACUUUCUCCAAAUGGUUGUGGUGCGCUGAUGUCAUUUGGGCCACCACAUGUUUAUUUGCAGAAAAAAAAAUUCUUGCAUUCUUUCUGAAGCGUGAAGUGGUGUAGGAUAAUAAGUGAAUGGGCAUAGAAGGAACAGAGUACCAAGAAACAUUAAAAAAUCUUGCAGAAGCAUCGCUCCUCCCAACUUUUUACCCAUGUUCACUUCUACGUAAUACUAUAAAGUGCAUAUGUCAGCAUGAAGUUUUGUCAAAUCAAUGAAAGGGCAAUUUUAAAACGGGAAAAGUGCCCACAUUGCUGGACUUCUUAUUUGUAUCGAAAUUUUCCACUUUUAUGUUUUUCACCAAACGUGGUUGCAUUUUAUGAAGGUAUCGCACUUGACAGAUUUUCUGUGUCAGUCAGGAGAGUGGCAGGGGCAUCUAUAAUGCUGCAUUUAUCAUCUGGCCAACUUGGGUAUAGCUAAAAUUCUGUUCAAAAAUUUGUUCAGUCACGGGUUCAUGUGUUUCGUGUAUCACAGAAAUCAUGCACGUCAUUGUGUUCUCUAGACAGGUUCACAGUAAGAUGGAGACUCACCCGCCAUGGUAGCUUAAUGGCUGUGGUGUUGAGCGGCUGAGCUUGAAGUCGUAGGUUCAAGUCUGGCCACAACAGCCACAUUCCGAUUGGGGCAGAAUGCAGAAAAGUUUGUGCAUGUUAAAGAACGCCCAGGUGGCCACUACAGCAUGCCUCAUAAUCAGAUCAUGAUUUUGGCACAUAAAACCCUAGAAUUUAAUUAAUUAACGUAAUUAAGAUGAAUACUUUAAUUGGCAAACAAGGUCAAACAAGGGAUGUCAUGGACUGUUGCCACAUUUCGGCAUGGGUACUUGUUUUUGUCAGAGCAACAACUGUAGAGCUGAGCUGUUCCCCUUCAUUGAAAUUGUUGCUGCAGUCCAAGACAUCCCUUGUUCAGCCACUGCUGUUCUCUUCUAGGAGCGAGUGCAUAGAAUGAGCAGGCACCCAGGGACCCAGGGAACACGAGCUGUUGUUGAAGAUGCUUCUCACUUGGCUCUAAGGUGCAGUUGCCGAUGUUUUGUCAUUUGCAGUAAAGCCUAAAACCUUGUAUGAUACAGUUAGUAUAUAUUAAAGAGUGGUAUACUGUGCUAAGUGAGGAACCUGUACAUGUGCAGAUGCAUUUAUUGUGGCAUUGUAAUUAGUCGAACUUAGCUAUAAUGAAGUCGCAUCUGACACGAAUGUACACUCUUGUCCAGUAUGAAGAGGAAUGCCUUAGCUGUCCGCAACUCCUGCAAAUGUGCAAGUCAGAAUCUCACUCACUGCUAUUUUGUACAUUGUUCUUCUGUUGAAUAGCCCUGCUUAUGGAUCUUUCCUUCAUUACAAGCAUACAAAUCCGGUGUUCCCUUUCAUAUUGGAUGACCCUAUACAGUCUUUAUGUCUGAUAUUUGUUAUAAGCAUACAAUUGUUAGCGCCUAUAUUGGCGAGAAACUUUUUAUUUACUUUAUUAUAUCGGCAUUCUUUAUAUUGGGGUUAGACAUUAUAAUGAAUGCAUACUGCAGGCUGCAGCAACCAGAGUUUACUUCUUACCAGUAAUCACUUCAUGGCAUUUGUCUUUUUGGCAUACCAAAAGCAUUGCUUUCGUGGCAGUGAAAAACAAAACUGCCACGAGAAUUCUUUUUUUUUUUUUCAAGAAGAAACACCACGGAACUUGCUACAUGGACAUGAAUCAGUACUGGCAUUAUGUGCACAAAGGGUACCGAUAGGUGGAAAUAUUAGUAACGGGCACUUCGUUCUUUAGAGUGAGAAUCGGUGCACCUUAACAAAGUACAGAUAACUAUUCCCAGCAGGUAACUAAAUCUUAAUUAUACUUAACACAUUGCGGUGAUCUACCUUUAUCCAUCUCAUUGAAGUAUGUGAUUACUGUAAUGAGUUCUCUGGUUUUCACCUGUGGGAAAGUUUGCAUUCCUGUUUUAAUGUGCUGUUAUGCCACUGUGCAAGUUGUAGGAAGCCUUCCUGGGAGCUACUUGAAAGUGUUUUAAAUUUUGCUGUGAUUCUGUGUAAAGCGAUAGAACAACAGCUAUGGCUGCAUUAAAUUUUGUGGGGUAUUUCUAGCUGUCCUAAAAUGUUUAUGGUACUUGGGAGUUUUUCAGGCUCUAUCUAUGUUCUGUGCUGUCAGUGAAAGGGACAUUCUGUUAGGUCAUGCCAAUGUGCUUGCUUUGCUAACAGCACUUGGGAUCUGUUCAUUGAAUUACACCUUUCUAUGAGAGUAAUGUGACAUGCACAGUAGCAGCAUGGUCACAUAACUGGCUAGUAUUUUUUGCAAAUUCAAUACACUGCACUUAGUAUGCAUACACACACCACAUGUGUGUACACUUGGUUCACUGACUUUGCUUUUGUUCUGGUUUUGUAUUUGUGUGUGCCAGGAGAGGAUGCCUUUUUGUUCAUGAAGGCAAGGCUUUUUGUUCCUGAUGCUUGAUGUUCCUGUUUUUUAGGGCAACUCCAAGGUUCUUUAGAAACAUCUCAAGUAAAUAACUGUGUGCUUUAUUCCAAUUUCAUCCCUUGAGUGUGCCAAGUUGUUUAAAAGAUUGUGUUAUAUAACUUUAACAUCCUGGAAAACAUGAAACCCAGAGGUAGGUCAGAGGUAGCUCUGAGGUAGCUCUGAGGUAGGAAACUGGGUCGUGGUUUAUGUGUGCCAUUGUACCUGUUUUGCUUGGACGUCUUCGCAUGCAAUUGGACUCAUGUCACACACGUCAGUGAGGAAACCAGCCUGGUGGGGAGAGCUAGUGCACUGUUGUUUCCGUGGAAAGCUGAUGUCUGUGUUGAGUGGGGGUGCCAUCCAACCUCUCUUGGCGAUCUUACAUUGGCAUCACUUCUUAAAAGUUGAAAGUUGUUGGGCCCAAUAAAGUUGAAAUGAGUCCUUCAUGUCAACUUACUGAUGCUGAUAAAGCUUAAGCGUGCCAUGCUGCUGCAAGAGAAUGGAUGAGAGCAUAUUGAAGGCAUCACACAGAACUCCCAUGUCAUUAAAGCUUGCCUGAAGGUUGCGUCAAGUGACAGCUUGAGGUUGAUACGGUAUGGACUAGGUAUGAAGAGGUGGUUGAAGGGGUGUGAUUCCUGUGGAGACAAAAAUGGUACAGUGGUCUGGAAAAAGACUAGCACUAGUGAACGAUGACUGGAGCAGCAGAAUUCCCGCAGGAUGCUGCUGCUCAUGUCUGUGCAGAGUGUGUGUGCGGCCUUUCCCAUUAUGCAGCAUGUGGGAGGCCAACAGAGCUGUUCAUGAGGCAUGUGUUUUUUAAAAUGCUGCCCCCUAGCAUUGGCAUGCUCUACAUGACUGCCCAUGAGCUUACUUGGUCUUAGCAGGAUAAAAUACUCGUGUCAGUUACCCCCCUCCCUGCCAGGACUGAAAAGUGAAACUGGUCUGGCAAUCUCAUUGUCAGCAUGUUUGCCAACUGCUGUACGAAGCCGUGGAAUUUUAUCACACUGGUCAUCAGUCACAUGUGCUAAUCAUUUUCCCGGAUCACUGUGCAAGGGUCGUUCGUCUAAGGUAUUUGCUUAAGGUGUGGCAUCUGAAAGCAAGUUGCUUGGUGCAAUUCUUGGCUCGCUGUUGUCUUGAGUCUGUCGCUUUUUCGCAUUUCGAUGGGGGCGAAAUGCGAGAACACCUGUGUACUUAGAUUUAGGUGCACGUUAAAGAACCCCAGGUGGUCCAAAUUUCCGGAGUCCCCCGCUACGGCGUGCCUCAUAAUCAGAACUGGUUUUGGCACAUAAAACCCCAUAAUUUAAUUUUUUUUGAGUGUGUCGCUUUCUUUGUAACACUUACAAAGGAUGAAAAUGAGUGAUUUGUUUGAAAAGAACACUUUUUAGUGUGACUGCACCGGUUCAUUUAAUAGAAGCAAAUAGAGGGGGAAUGUUCUGUAGUAAACAAACGCAAUGUGAGACUAAAAUUUGCUUGAAAAAGAAAUGUCAGGCGGCUGUACUGUUUGACUUAAAGGAACAGGACACAGAGCAGAACAUGCAGUAAAUGUUUCCCCGACAUGUCUUGAACAUUGAGAAUCUCAGAGGCCCCUUUAUUAAGGGCAGUGGGCACUAUUUCUUGUGAUAUUGUUAAUCUGAAGUGUCUAGUUACUUAAUUAGAAUUUUCUUUACGAGUAUGUGUGACACACAGAAGUCAUUUUUCUUAAGGCCACGCUACACUCAUGUACACCCGUGAGCAAAAGUAUAUGGACCAGGGGUUGUGCGAUAAAGCCGAUUUUUUCCUCUGCCUGUGAACGCAACUUGAAAUUGAGGACUGCAGUCCAAACUUGGCAUUACGAACUUUUCAGUGUACCAAUUAAUUCCAGUUUAUGCUUACUAAUUGCGAAGUUGAGUUUUUUCGGCGACCCUGUGGUCCGUAUACUUUUGCUCACGGGUGUACGUUUGGGUAAAUUUGGGUAAAAAGAAACUUUGUUGUGAAACUACAUAAAUUGAUGCUCCAGUUGAAAAACAAAAUAGAUAUUAUGCCAUUACAGGUGUAGGCCGAUUCCUUGAGUUUUAGCAGCAGAAAAAGAAUGCUGGUGGACCAUUUGCUUUGUCUACAUAAGGUUUUGUCUGCCUGAGUGUUGUGAAGUUAUGCACUGAAUGUGAUUGUGAAGUACUGCAGUUACUGCCACGUGUGCUGCUUGACAGAUUUGCUUUCUGCCAUUUCUAGUUUAAGGGAGCUUUUGUAAUACAUACAGCUUAAUGGGUUGCAUGACAGGGUAUUAAGAUGCUUCAGAAGUCAAACAGGCCAAUCUCCGUCAGGGGCAGGAAUUCAAAUGCCUGCAAUUGUUGUCACUUUGUUCUGGUGGUGUGUAUUGCCUUAUUGGGCGUGGUGUGUUAAGCAAAGUGUGCAUACGAGUCUUGUGCAAUAUGUCUCUCCCACGUCUUAAUUGCCCAACAGAAUGGGAGAGUGUCCUUGCAGCUCCAUCACGAUCCGAGUUUGUUGCGACUUUUGUAGUUUCUAGUCUUUUUCUUUCUUUUUAUCUGGAGGUGCGAAUGCUCGUUCGCAGCUCAUCGCAUGAUUACGUUAGCAUUUUAUAUAUUGCCAGCAGAAGUGGUGCAUGUCACUUUGAGUGUGCCUAGUUGUGUUUAUUUGCAUUUUCAAUAAAAUAUGUGAAUGCGCACUGAA